AUGGCCAGUGAUCAGAGAUUUCAGAGGACUGUGCUGGCAGUGGCCGAAGCUGUGCAAACAUUUGCUGCUGGAACAUUCGACUUUGCGGAGAGUAUCAAACAGAUAUGGGGACCGCAGGCCGAGCCGGAUGCAGUGGAGACAUCCAAUCCACUUCCCGUCGAUACUAUGCAAGGUGUUCAAGUUGAUCAUCUCCGAGAACGGACGCCCAUUUCCCAGGAAGGAGAUCAACUGAAAAUUCACUCCCAUAGCCAAUCGCCAUCCACAACUUCCGAGGACGAAAACUUGAAAGCCUUGAACUCAGCAAUCGGACCGCUACAGGCAGCAAAUUUGCAGCUUCUGAAUGAGAUACAUGCCCCAACCCAGCGAUCUGUCAAAUGCUGCUACGAGUGCUUUACACGCUGGAUAGACGAGAGUCAGAACCCGCCUUGUCAAUCGAUCCCAGGGCAGGAGGCAUGCAAAUUUUGUACACAAAGCCAGAAUGCCUGUGAAAUGAUUCCACAAGGCGAAUUACCGGGGAUGCUACAACGGAAAAGAGAUGCGGAUGCUUGGCUUGCAGACUACGAUGAUCCAAGAGACAGACGGCGCUUUUUGAAUUCAUGGUAUUGGCCAUUUGAGCGGCAGCAGGCCAGUCUAAAGCGAGUCUAUCGGGAUAUUGACGAGCAGCAGCCUGUGCCCAAACGGCAGCGGAAACAUGAAGUGCGAGAAGGACCAAUCAUGGAACGGAACGAACAGCUGAAAAAGAUCAUGCAACAGGAACAAGACGACCAUGGAGCGGUGGAAGCUAGAGACACUUCGCCCUUGGUGGUAUCUUCAUCAUCGUCCGUGUCUUCGUCGGAAGAGGAAGAAAAAGAAAGUCAAGUGCAAGUUAAGAGACAAAAGAUGUCGCCUUUCAAAGAUUCAGAUCAGGCGCAAGUUGCGCAUAAAGUAACACACGAGGAGGUGCUACAUCUAGAGGAAGAAAAUGAAAGAUCCUCUACUUUGACGCAGGGACACUCGUCAGAGGUGUCAUCGUCAGAAGAGGACGACGAUGGUUACUCUUCUUCCUCCUCCGAAGAAGAAGGAGUGCAAAUUUUAGCAACAAAGGAAAGUUCACAAGGGAGCCAGAAUGUGAGGGUCAAGGUGGCGAUUCAAGCACAGGACGAGAGCAGCGACUCUUCUUCAUCUUCCGAAGACGAGCCCUCAGAGGAAGAAUCAGAGGAUGACUCUCAAGCGCAACAAAAGAAUACACUGGCACUGAAAUCAGUGUGGCAAGAUGGACGCAAUCAGAGGAUGAAAGUAUCGAUCCCUACUCUACUAGAGGAAGAGAGUGAUGACUCCGAAUCAUCGUCAUCGUCAUCGGAAGAUAACUCCCCCUCUUCAUCAUCAGAAGAGGAGUCUUCAGAAGAUGAGUCAGAGACCGAACGAAAGGAGCUGAAAAGACAACCAGUGACAAGGGAAGAAUUGCCAGAGGAGAACAAGUUCUACCCAAAAGAAUUAGUUCAGUCAACAGACGGUGAAUCGUCCAGCUCGCCGUCAGAAAAUGAAUCUUCAGAAGAGUCAAAGUCCGAACCAGAGCUUCCAAAGAACCAACUCACCACAUUAGUAGAGUCUCAAAAGGGACGCGAAGCAAAUCCAAAUGAACCAAUUGAGAUAACAAGCGAUGAGUCUAGCUCGAGUUCAUCAGAUGAGGGUUCCUCGAAAGACUCGGAGAUGGAGACAUAG
This is a messenger RNA of Penicillium coprophilum, 1701 nucleotides long. RefSeq lists its product as uncharacterized. Lineage: Eukaryota; Fungi; Ascomycota; Eurotiomycetes; Eurotiales; Aspergillaceae. The transcript is spliced from 3 exons. The record is from RefSeq and is a predicted model, not a curated record. Bases 1 to 1701 code for a protein of 566 amino acids.